Molecule: messenger RNA, 1430 nt
Organism: Pseudo-nitzschia multistriata
Lineage: Eukaryota; Bacillariophyta; Bacillariophyceae; Bacillariales; Bacillariaceae
Source: the annotation of a GenBank genome assembly
CGUCUCUCUUUGUUCAUCGAUAGUCACCGCAAUACAAAUACAUGAACCUUCCCUUGCUGAGGAAUAGAUCUGCUCUCCUAAUUGCCGCAAUGGUCGUCACACGUUCUCAGAAACGCCGUGGGCUGGCUAGUGUCGCCGGCUUCUCUCCUCGGGUAACACGGCAAUCAAAAACCGCUCUAGAUGCUCGUAGCACAACAGCGAAGAAGUCGAAAAAGCCUGUUGUCAGCCGAAAAAAAUCAUCGAAACCAAAGAAACGCAAAACUUCUGUUGCAGAGAUUUACGAAGAAUUGAAGCCCAAGACUCCGAAACAGGGAACAAUCAGAACAGUCAAGAUAGACGACAACAAUUCUCAAUCCAAGGGUUCGGGAAACGCCGACACCGUCGGAUCCAAUUUGCUCUUGUCACUCCCAGAAGACACCAUUGUGGCAGAAUUGCGGAAACGGCCUUCCCGGCGAAACCGAUCCCCGUACGUGGGCGACGUGUGGCUGGAAGACGAGCAACGCGAAGCCAUCGUGCACCUUCCCAACCUCGAUAUGGGCGGGAAGUGUGUGCCUGGAGCGAAGCUGUUGCUCAAGCCAGCGCGGGACAAAAAAGGUAACCUGGUCGGCAAAGACGCCGUGAAUCCGAAAUACGGAACGCCCAAGUGCGAAUUCAUUGCGCAGCUGCUGCGGUACGACGAGUCCGAUCUCGGGUACGAGCCGGCGUGGGUUGGCGCACACCCGUCUCUCGGAGAGAAAAUUGCGGAGGAGCUUGUUGGUCGCAACUUGCUGGGGCCCGAGUUUCCAAAGGUGAAAAGCUACAAACGAGAAGUUCGCAACGUAGGGGGAACGGAUAUGAGAGCAGACUUCCUGGUCGAGCACGAAGAUUCUAGCCUACCGCCUCGCAUACUGGAAGUCAAAACCGUAGUUGACACGGAUUAUUCCAAGGCAGCAAUUCCGGAUCGAUCAAAGUGCAUCUUUACCAGUGACGAAGAACCCUACCGAAGGACGGCAAUCUUUCCCUGGGGAUCUUCCAAGCAAAAGGGACCCGACGGAGAGGCCGUCGUUUCAGCGCGUGCCAUCAAACACGUUCGUGAGCUCACUCGAAUGAUUUCGGACGAGACAAAAGAUUUCGAUUGCACCGUUUUGUUUGUUGUCAUCCGCCACGAUGCAAAGGCAUUUCGUCCGAAUAUCGACGCAUGCCCAUCGUUUGCGAGGUACAUCAGAGAGGCAAAAGAUGCCGGAGUUCAGGUUCUGGCCAAGCAGGUGAUAUGGGGCGAGGAAACAGAAGAAUUGGGGAAGUGCUACGAAGGGAAAUUACUAGACAUAGUAUGGCCUUGAAAAGUAUGCAGAACAUGUCAGAAUGAGUGAGCAAACAAGCUCAGCUACUACUGCUACUCGUAGUUUUUUCAAAAACGACUUGUUUCGUCAAAAUCAAAAGGAGUAUCACCA